This is a messenger RNA of Malassezia globosa CBS 7966, 1479 nucleotides long. RefSeq lists its product as uncharacterized. The transcript has a single exon. The coding region runs from base 1 to 1479 and encodes 492 amino acids. Gene Ontology annotation, molecular function: dolichyldiphosphatase activity. Gene Ontology annotation, biological process: lipid biosynthetic process; protein N-linked glycosylation. The record is from RefSeq and is a predicted model, not a curated record. Gene Ontology annotation, cellular component: endoplasmic reticulum membrane; intracellular membrane-bounded organelle. NCBI's taxonomy places the organism in Eukaryota, Fungi, Basidiomycota, Malasseziomycetes, Malasseziales, Malasseziaceae.
AUGCAGUAUGAUUACCUAGGCAAUCGGCACACACUGGAUCUCACGCAUGUACAGUAUAGUCUAGAUGAUCCAUGGGGCCCAUACUGGGCUAUUGUGACACUUUCGCCGGUGUUGAUACUCGCUGUCUAUAUCGCAGCAUUCCUGCAGCGUCGUGAGACAAUUUAUGUCAACGUUUUUUUGGGACAAGUAUUGUGCGAGGCAGUCAAUUCUCGUCUCAAAAAGCAUAUCCAACAACCUCGUCCAACGAACAUUCUUGGGACGGGCUAUGGCAUGCCGUCAUCACACGCUCAGUUCUGUGGCUUUUUUUGCGCUUUCUGGGGCAUUCAUAUUCUCGCACAUUGGCCGAAACACCGUGCUCGACUAGCCCGUGGACUCUACCUAAGGCAGUUCGAGCAGUUCUUAUCGCUUGUUUUCAUUAUUCUCCUGACUGUUCUGACGUGUUACUCGCGGCAUCGUCUCAUGUACCACUCUCCUGCGCAGAUCCAUGUCGGACUGUCGACCGGCCUAGCGAUUGGUGCUCUAUACUACAUGCUCACGGAGUACUUACUUCGCACAUCUUCCAUCUUGACCAGAUGCCGCGUGGCAUUUUACCGAAGUCUCCCGAGUCGGCUUCUGCGGCUGCGUGAUGACUGGAUCGUGUGGCCACAAGGUCCUGCGGAAGAAACAUACACAUGCUGGCUGCAUUCACUCAACAAGCCUGUAACAAAGGACCAUGCUGUGGAUGCAUCGCAUCCUGCCCACCUCCGCAUGCUCUUACUGGCUUUACAAGAAGCAGAUCACUGUGACUCGGUCCCCACCGCCUUUUCGGUGGGGUGUGUGAUUGCUGUAAAUGGAACCGAGCUCUGUCGUGAACUUCCUGAGGUUGACGAGCCCAUGGAGCCGCUUCUGUUGACGACUGGCUACUCACGCGAACUGCCUGGUAAUACACAUGCAGAGGAAUGUGCAAUGGAGAAAAUCGCACGCCAUUGUGCACGGACGCCACAUGUAUACAAUAUAGCGGAAGCGCGCCAACGGGAGCCCUUGGAACUUGUUCUUUACACGACAAUGGAGCCAUGCUCUGAGCGACUGAGUGGGAAUUUGCCAUGCGCACAGCGAAUUCAAGCAUUCAAUCAAAAGGCUCCAAUGACAUCUGCGUUUUGGCUUGCGAAAAUUGCACAAGACGCGAAUGGGGCCGUUUUGCGCACAGAUCUCGACACGACACUACGUCCCUUGCGUAUCUCACUUGUGAUUCAGGGCGUGCGCGAGCCGGACGACUUUGUAAAAUGUCAGUCUUCACGGAUUCUGCGCUCAGCCGGCAUCGAUGUCCUGUCUGCAAGCCCAGAUGGUUCGCCAUCAGCCUUGGGUCUUACCUGCCCGAAUCUGAGCUCCAUCCCCAUUCGCGUGAUGGCCAAUAAUCCAAAGGCAUGGCUGGAGGAUGCGUGCUUGCGCAUGGCACGCAAGGGACACGCUGCCUCAGACGACUCUUCGCCGGCUACGUAG